CGAGGAAUACCGUGUAUAUAAAGGGGACUCAUCUACAGGUGUUCAGGCAGUCAGUAUACAGUGGAGUCUCGUUAUUUACCUAAGAGUACAUAGGAAACAUGAAGAUCUACGUAGCCGUCGUUGUGAUCGUGUUGGUGAACGUCGCUGGCGUGGGUGCCGUAGGUGAUGGAAAGUUGGUUCAAGAGGACAAGGACUACUUGGUGAAAGGACACAAUGAUGAAAGGAAAAACCAAGGGGCCUCUAACAUGUACAAACUUAAGUGGGAUGACGGUCUGGCAGACACUGCCCAAAAGCACGCUGACAAGUGUCUUUGGGAGCAUACACCUGAUGGCGAGAGACAAUGGGGUGAAAACAUGGCUCAGCUCAGGUUUCCAGAGGCUAAGUAUCUUGAUUUAUACAGCCAUUCGAAGAUGAUAGACAUCCUGGUGACUGAAGGUAUGACUGGAUUCACGUCUUGGAAUGGAGAAGAGGUCAUUGACGUCAAACGUGACUUUUCAUGCGCUAAAAAAGGAUGGACUGGGGAGACAUGUGGUCACUACACACAGGUGGCGUGGCACUCCUCCACAAAGAUUGGCUGCGGGGCCAAAAACUGCUUAGACUUCACUCAGAACAAGGACCCCGAGGAAAUUCAACACAACGUAUGGAUACUAGUCUGCGCCUACUUGAAGCCCGGUAAUCUGGAAGGAGAGGAUGCCUUUAAGAAGGGAAAAGCAUGUUCCGCCUGUGAAGGAAGUGACAAAUGUGAAGAUGGCCUUUGUGUUGCCUCAUAAAGAGAAUAUGACAUGGACGAACUCAAGUGCGCAAGGCAUCCGACUUCUUGAUUUGUGUUCUAAGCUACCUGAGUCGUGAUCACAAAAGUAGUUCCAAAAUGCUGAAUUACAAUUAACAGAGCUCAUGAAAUAAACAAGUAGUCCAAAACCUGA
Haliotis rufescens (red abalone) is the source of this 923-nucleotide messenger RNA. Its product is annotated as fruiting body protein SC7-like. Lineage: Eukaryota; Metazoa; Mollusca; Gastropoda; Lepetellida; Haliotidae. The record is from RefSeq and is a predicted model, not a curated record. The transcript has 6 exons. Gene Ontology annotation, cellular component: extracellular region. Bases 99 to 770 code for a protein of 223 amino acids.